Molecule: messenger RNA, 3841 nt
Organism: Salmo salar (Atlantic salmon)
Lineage: Eukaryota; Metazoa; Chordata; Actinopteri; Salmoniformes; Salmonidae
Product: L-threonine ammonia-lyase-like
Biological process (GO): L-threonine catabolic process; L-serine catabolic process
Molecular function (GO): threonine deaminase activity; L-serine ammonia-lyase activity
Source: RefSeq, a predicted model, not a curated record
AUCCCACCUUAAAUAGCCCCAGGAAGGGAUCUAGGGCAGCGCAGUUAACACCAUGGGAGCGCUCUGAGCUGGCACACUGUCCAACACACUCCUGGAUGUGCUACACACACAGGAGGAGCAGGGAGAGGACUUUUCGGAACUUAUCUAGAGAGGAUCCUUGGACUAUAGCUGAAAAGUUUUUGGUCCAGGAUGAACUUUGCCGCCCAGUUCAUCUACGCCAACUACGCCGGUGAUGGAUCGCCCAGCAGAGUGGGAUUCAACGACAGUGAGAAUGACCCCUUCUGGCAGAGCGAGGAGCAGCGUCUUGGGCCAACUAAACAGGGCUGCUCCACCUCCUCCAAGAGUACCUGCAACAAGGACGCCCCCAUCUGUAACGGGGUUGCGGGCUGGCGGCCCACCCUCAUCCACCCAGAGCGCCUGAAGGACUUUGGUAUUGAGGAGGAGUGCCUCAAUGGGGAAGUCAAAACGUUUGAGACCAAGGUGGUGGGCGCCCCUGAGAUCCAGCUAAUGGACCCACCCAAGACUAACAAGAAGAGAGGCAGCGAGCGCAAAGCAGUCCCACCACCCAAGCCUGAGUACCUCCGCUUCGAGGACAUCAGUGCUGCAGCCUUCAAAAUCCAGUCAGUGAUGCAGAAGACCCCUUGUACGUACUCCAGACUGUCCAAACAGUAUGGCAUGGAGAUCUUCCUAAAGAAGGAGCACCUCCACUACACAGGCUCCGUAAAGGAGAGAGGUGUUUUAUACCUACUCAGCUCCCUCAACCAGGAGCAGCAGAAGAAGGGGGUGAUCGUAGCUAAAGACUGUAGCUUCUCCAUGGCCGUGGCUCACCAUGCGGUGGAGUUGAGGAUCCCAGUAUUUGUCAUCAUGCCAGCCAGCUGUGCCCAGCCCCACCUCAGGAUAUACCGAGACUACGGUGCAAUGGUCAUCUCCUACGGUAGUACCGCCAGGGACUCCCUGAACCACGCACGCCACCUGGCCAAGGAGAACGGAUACCUCUGCCUGGAAGAGGAUGAUAGUGCUGUGUACUUAGCAGGGCUGGGCACUGUAGGCAUGGAGAUCUAUGAGCAGGUGCCCAAACUAGAUGCAGUCAUUGUGCCCACAGGUGGGCAGUGUAGUCUACUGGUCAGCACAGCAGCAGCCAUCAAACACCUCAACUCACGCAUCACUGUCAUAGGAGUUGAACCAGAAGGAUUCCCGCUGCUACUACAGUCCCUCAAAACAGGCAGACCAGUAACUAGUGACCUUUACAGCAUCCCCAACAGGAAGCUUUAUGGAGAUCUAUUUGAGCACUCACUGGGGACCCACACCUUCCAGCUGGCUAAGACAUUUGUGGACAAAGUCAUUACUGUCAGAGAGGAGGACUCUCUGGUAGCCAUGCUGAGGUUCCAGGAGUUUGAACGCUCCACAGUGGACACAGAGGGAGCCAUGGGACUAGCGGCCAUCUUGGCUGGGCAACUACCAGAGCUAAAGGGCAAAAGGGUAGCUGUGGUGGUUAGCAGUGCUAACAUGGAGUUGGACCUGAUCAGACAGUGUGUUGACCGCGCCCUGGUUCUGGAUGACCGCGUCAGCACGUUUACAGUGCAGCUGGGGGACUUUCCGGGGGACAUGGCCAAGCUACUGGACAUGCUGGCAAGAGAGGACAUCAAGUUGUUGAAUAUUUGCCACCGGAGACACAGUGACAAAGGUGAUCUCUUCAAGGCCCAGGUGGAGUGUGUAGUGGAGACCAGGGAUAAGACACAGAGCACUCAGAUCCGCAGGAUACUGUCUGAGCGCUACCCCACACUACACUGGCUGGACCGGUGAUCAACACUUGUCAUGACUCGCAAUCUGACCAUCCACACACACAUGGACAAAGCAUGUACACGCAUGUGCAGUACUAGUUGAAAAUUUGGACACACCUACUCUUUCAAGGGUUUUUAUCUAUUUGUACUAUUUUCUACAUUGUAGAAUAAUAGCGAAGACAUAAAAACUAUGAAAUAACACAUGGAAUCAUGUAGUAAUCAAAAAAGUGUUGAGUGUUGAAUGCCAAGAGUGUGCAAAGCUGUCAUCAAGGCAAAGGGUGUUUACUUUGAAGAAUCUAAAAUCUAAAAUGUAUUUUGAUUUGUUUAACACUUUUUUGGUUACUACAUGAUUCCAUAUGUGUUAUUUCAUAGUUUUGAUGUCUUCACUAUUAUUCUACAAUGUAGAAAAUAGUAAAAAUAAAGAAAACCCUUGAAUGAGUAGGUGUGUCCAAACUUUUGACUUGUACUGUAUGUACGCACAUACACAUCACACCCACACUGAAACAGAAACAUUGAAUAUGUAUGAAUAUGUAUCCAAACUAACACAUAAUACAUGCAUUGAAAUCUUUGCUGCUGAGAGGAGAUAAAAUUAAAUACGGGAAUACAUGGCAUUUACUGCAUAUUUUGCACUGAUGAGAAAACAAUACUUUCACCGAAACACUUCUGUAAUUAGGGAGCUCAUGGGGUACUUUUAGGCAAGUAUCACGGACACAGAUUAAGCUCAGCUAGUCCUGGACUAAAAAUCUAUUUCAAUGGAGGUUCUCCAUUGAGCAUACUUUUUAGUCUAGAACUAGGCUUAAUCUGUGCCUCAGAAACAGGCCCGUUGAGUGUGAUAAUGAUUAACAUUAACAUUCCAGUGAGUCACGCCAGUGCAUAAGCUACUGUCCGACAUAGUCUACUCAUGGUUAGCCCCUAGUUAGGAGCUAGCGUUUUGAUGUGGUUUCUCCUUAAAAAACACUACUGUUCCAUUGAGAGAAAUAAUAACACAUUAAGUAUAAAGUAUUUUCAAUACACAUUGUUUUUGAAUUGUUGUACAUAUCUAUAUUUAUAACAACAGGGGUAGUGUCAAUCAUCACAAAUAUGUUCUGGAAAUAAAAGAUGAUAAUAAUGAUGUAUUCAACCAUUUGUCUUCGUAAUUUUUAUAUCCAGUUCAGAUGAGAUAGAAUCAGGUAAGGUCAGCCAAUAGGAUCAACUGCACAACACGUUAUUCAUAGCUGUGUUAGAGCAUCUGCUUACCAUCUACUCAUCAAUGAAUUAGAUUGUGGGAACUAAAGAAAGUGGGCCAAAGGUUCCUUGUAUAGAAUCAGACCUGAUCCUCUUACUCCCACUCCCUGUUGAGAGAGGAUGAGAGAGAGAGAUCUUGAAAUUAAAGUUACCUCAUAGUUCAGAAGAUGACAUCUCGUUGAUUUAAUGAUUGGAGACAGCGCCAGAGGAGAGAUGGGUUGAUUAAGACAGGCUAAUUCCUAAAUUCGUUAGCAGAGGACAUUCUAACCCCGCUGUGCUACUUUGGCCUGGUCAGUACUAAGAAACUGUUUUUCACACACAACAGUGUCUAGGGUUUACCUAGAAAGGUGCAACAAACAAAAAACAUCCAGUCAGCAGUAGUCCUGUGGGCGAAAACAGCUCGUUGAUGAGAGGUCGAAGCAGAAUUGCAAGAAUCGUGCUAGCUAACAGGCGGGCCACAAAUAGGCAAAUAACGGCGCAUUACAACAGUGGUGUGCAGAACAACAUCUCGGAAUGCAGAACUCGUCAGUCCUUGUCACAGAUGGGCUAUUGCAGCAGAACACACCGGGUUCCACUCCUAUCAGCGAAAAACAAGAAGAAGCCGUCAGGGAUUUUAGAACUACUUCAGAUAAGGUGUGUGUUUCGUGUAGGCUUACCCUGGCGUGACCGCGCAAAUCUCUCUUGGACAAGGUAACUUUUAUCAAUAUAUUCGCCUGUAAUUAUCCCCCCCAAAAUGAAAUGCCAAUUAGCUACUAAUGUGGCUAUCAUACAGAAAUGCACAUCCUGUUGCAAGCUCUAAUGUCAUCCCUCAAGGUACAUUUCUCCAUGCAAACUCU